AUGCCCUCUCACGCUUUCCGGAUCGCCGAACGGGAUUUGGGAGGACUCGACAAUGACUCCGAGAGGCUACUCAACAACGAGGAGAAGCCGUCGAUGGACGAAUCUCCGAUGUGGGAAACUAACCAGCGGACGCCUUCUAGCAACCCGGAGGAAGGCUUGACCAGGCUGCUCAUGGCCAACAAUACUUUGGUGGUUACGAGGCAGCUAGAAAUGCUCAACAUUUUUGCUGGCUUUGAACAGGCCAACAAAUAUGUGAUCACGAACCUCGAAGGAGAGCAGCUGGGAUAUAUUGCUGAAGAGCCCCGCGGAUUCUUGUCCGUGUUCGCGAGACAAAUAUUCCGUACUCACAGACCAUUCCGUGCCAUCGUCAUGGACCUCGAAGGAGCACCUAUCUUGUGGAUUCGCAGACCCUUCUCUUGGAUCAACUCGCGUAUGUUCGUCCAGAGGCUGAAAGACUUGAAGGCAUAUACCCCCGAAGGCGAGCCAAUUCUGGAUACGUUCGGUGAGGUGCAGCAGGAAUGGCAUCUAUGGAGGAGACGUUAUGACUUGUUUUUACGAGACGCACCUCGGGUCGACGAAGGCCUGUGGGCGUGGCACUUUAACAUGCGUGAUGCAGAAGGAAGUGUAAUUGCGAGCGUGAACAGGGCGUUCAGAGGGUUUGGGCGGGAAAUCUUCACGGAUUCUGGUCAAUACUUCAUUACAUUCGGUCCUCCUCCUUUGGACCCAUCGGACCCCACGGCCCCGCGGCCAGACAUUCGGCGACAUCUCACUCUAGAUGAGCGUGCACUGGUUUUAUCUUCAGCUGUGAAUAUCGACUAUGACUACUUCUCUCGUCAUUCGGAAGGAGGUCACGGUCUGGGGCUGCCCAUGUGGUGGAGCUCGGGAGAGGAAUAG
Molecule: messenger RNA, 894 nt
Organism: Coniophora puteana RWD-64-598 SS2
Lineage: Eukaryota; Fungi; Basidiomycota; Agaricomycetes; Boletales; Coniophoraceae
Product: Scramblase-domain-containing protein
Exons: 11
Coding region: 1-894 (297 amino acids)
Biological process (GO): plasma membrane phospholipid scrambling
Cellular component (GO): plasma membrane
Molecular function (GO): phospholipid scramblase activity
Source: RefSeq, a predicted model, not a curated record